GGAUGUUAUUUUGGAUCUGUACAUUAAUCAUAGUUCUUCAAUCAAUUCCCUGCAGAUACUGUCCUAGUACAUAAGUUUUAAGCAGAGUAACCAAGAGAUAUGAACAGUUUUCAGGGCCCUUAUGCUUGAUGGACUUCUCGCUUAACAGCUGUGACAAGAAAACUUUAAAGAGGAGGUUCUUCAUUGAUAAAAGGGUUGGCUAAUUAGAAUAUCUGAGAUUGAACAUUAAGAUUUGCUUUGUUGCUCGAGUGGAAAGUUUGCUAAGGAAUCUGUUAGCUUUUACGUUAUAAGUAGUAAUUCAAAGCUGGAACAAAUGGACCUGAAACCCAAUCCCACUGCUCCUGUUCUUGCUGAUCCUGUAACGAUAAGCAAGUCAAGAUUAGUAGUACCUUCUGGUCUGUUGCCAUGCUCACCCCCGGCAUCGGUGUUUUCUCCAAAUCUAUUAACUGCUCCUAGGAAAAAAGCUGGUAUUCUUGAUGAUGUUCGUGCCAGCAGCUGGCUGGAUGCUAUGAAAUCCUCAUCCCCACGUCAUAAAAUAACCAUGGAUUACAACCAUGAGCUUGUAUCGGCUGAUACGGAUGUUGCAUAUCACACAUGGAUGGUAAAGUAUCCCUCUGCACUCACAUCUUUUGCGCAAAUUACAAAUUUUGCUGAAGGCAAGAGGAUAGCAUUGUUUUUGGAUUAUGACGGGACGCUUUCACCUAUUGUGGACAAUCCGGAUCUUGCCUUUAUGUCUAUUGAUAUGCGAGCUGCUGUAGAAAAAGUGGCAAAAUACUUCCCGACAGCUAUAAUUAGUGGAAGAAGCCGUGACAAGGUAUAUGAGUUUGUCGGACUAACAGAUCUCUAUUACGCCGGAAGUCAUGGAAUGGAUAUCAUGGGUCCUGUUAGGCAAUCUUCUGAUGACGCUCCUAACUGCAUCAUAUCUACUGAUAAGCAGGGUAAGGAAGUAAACUUGUUCCAGCCUGCUAGGGAACUUCUACCGACGAUCGAGGAGGUUUUUAACUCACUUGUCAAAAGCACCAAAGAAAUAAAAGGAGCGAAAGUUGAAAACAACAAGUUCUGUGUCUCUGUUCAUUACCGAAAUGUAGAUGAGAAGAACUGGAACACAGUCGCACAGUGUGUCCAUGAUGUCAUCAGAAACUACCCUUGUCUACGAUUGAGUCAUGGGCGGAAGGUUUUAGAAGCUCGGCCUGUGAUCGACUGGGAUAAGGGGAAAGCUGUUACAUUUCUACUUGAAUCACUUGGGCUCAGUGAUUGUGACGAUGUGCUUCCCAUCUACGUCGGAGAUGACCGGACGGAUGAAGAUGCAUUUAAGGUUCUGAGAGAGGGAAACUGCGGAUACGGCAUUUUAGUGUCUUCCGUGCCCAAGGAGAGUAAUGCAUUUUUCUCCCUUAGGGACCCUCAAGAGGUCAUGGAGUUUCUUAAAUCACUGGUGACGUGGCAGAAGAAGAAAAGUGCUCUCUGAAUACAAGAAGUAACAUGGUGAAGGAAAAUACGCUGAUACGAAGAUAGACCAUUAUAUCCUAUAGUU
This is a messenger RNA of Hibiscus syriacus, 1531 nucleotides long. Its product is annotated as trehalose-phosphate phosphatase A-like. The coding region runs from base 314 to 1465 and encodes 383 amino acids. Lineage: Eukaryota; Viridiplantae; Streptophyta; Magnoliopsida; Malvales; Malvaceae. The record is from RefSeq and is a predicted model, not a curated record. Gene Ontology annotation, molecular function: trehalose-phosphatase activity. Gene Ontology annotation, biological process: trehalose biosynthetic process. The transcript has 11 exons.